Molecule: messenger RNA, 618 nt
Organism: Triticum turgidum subsp. durum (durum wheat)
Lineage: Eukaryota; Viridiplantae; Streptophyta; Magnoliopsida; Poales; Poaceae
Source: the annotation of a GenBank genome assembly
AUGGCUAACGGGAAGCUGCUGGCCGUGCUUGCUCUCUUCCAGGUCCUGUCGCUCCUCCUCCACGUCCAUGGCGUCUCCGGGGCCAUCAGCCUCACGCACAAGCAUGCAAAGCGGCCCGGCGCCGGCGGGGGCGGCGGUAAAUGCCACAUCAGCGGCUUCCUCCAGGGUAAGGCCGGCAAGUGCAACCCGGAGCACGGCUCCGACUGCUGCGCCUCCGGCCACCGCUACCCGCAGUUCAAGUGCUCGCCCCCGGUGUCCGCGAAGACGCCGGCGAUCCUCACGCUGAACAGCUUCGCGGCCGGAGGAGACGGGGGAGGCAAGUCCUUCUGCGACAACAAGUUCCACCCGGACAGCGCGCGGGUGGUGGCGUUGUCCUCGGGGUGGCUGCGCCUGGACGGCACGCGCAGGUGCAACAAGAUGAUCCGCAUCAACGGAAACGGGCGGUCAGUGCUGGCCAAGGUGGUGGACGAGUGCGACUCAGUGAACGGGUGCGACGCGGAGCACAACUUCGAGCCCCCGUGCCCGAACAACGCCGUGGACGGGUCACCGGCGGUCUGGAAGGCGCUGGGGCUCAAGGAGUCGAUUGGGGAGUUCAAGGUCACCUGGUCUGACGUCUGA